Molecule: messenger RNA, 1836 nt
Organism: Cylas formicarius (sweet potato weevil)
Lineage: Eukaryota; Metazoa; Arthropoda; Insecta; Coleoptera; Brentidae
Gene: Grasp65
Product: Golgi reassembly-stacking protein 2
Exons: 3
Coding region: 151-1527 (458 amino acids)
Biological process (GO): Golgi organization
Cellular component (GO): Golgi apparatus
Molecular function (GO): protein binding
Source: RefSeq, a predicted model, not a curated record
UACUAAGAUCUGUUGACGUCACUGGAACUCAGGAUACUUCUGAACUAACCAGCCAAAACUAUGGGUCAUUAAUUGUCAAAGUUAUUUGUUGGGGUUAAGAUGGGGCGAUUUUAUUCGUAGAUGCCACGUAUUUCUUAAUGUUCUUAAAUAAUGGGUAACGCUGAAAGCGUAGAAAUACCGGGAGGCGGUUCCGAUGGAUAUCAUGUUCUAAGAGUCCAAGAAAAUUCGCCCGGCGAGAAGGCAGGUUUGCAGCCUUUCUUUGAUUUUAUUAUAUCCAUUAAUGGUACUAGAUUGGACAAAGAUGAUGAUACUUUGAAACAAAUAUUAAAAAGUGGAAUAGGGAAGCAACUGCCGGUGACAGUAUACAGCUGUAAGACUCAAAGUGUACGUAGUGUAAAUGUGGAACCAAGCGAUACUUGGGGAGGCCAGGGCCAUCUGGGAAUAAGUAUCAGAUUCUGCUCCUUUGAGACAGCAAAAGACAAUGUGUGGCAUAUAUUAGAAGUUCAGCCAAAUUCACCAGCGGAUUUGGCUGGUUUACGACCUUUUUCAGAUUACAUUAUUAGUUCAGAUUCCAUUUUACAUGAAAGUGAAGAUCUUUUCAAUUUAAUAGAAAACCAUGAUGGAGUGAGCCUUAAAUUAUAUGUUUACAAUUGUGAUGAUGAUUCUUGUAGAGAAGUUACAAUCACUCCAAAUUCGCACUGGGGUGGUGAAGGUCUUGUAGGCUGUGGUAUAGGUUAUGGUUAUUUGCACAGAAUUCCUGUAAGAAGUGCCGUCACACACAAGCAGCAACCAACUAUUUACAAGUCUAACAGCACUGCAUCUACUAUUCUCUCAAACACUGAACCCAUAACAACCACUUCUGAUUCUGACAAGUCUCUUCUGUCAGAAAGUGUUACAGAAACAUCAAACUUAUCUACUGGUGCAGAUAAAUUCACACCACCAGCAUCCACAGUUAUUAAUGACAUUCAGUCAAAUGUUAUUGAAGCUAAUACUUUUAGUAGCAUUCCACCACCAACCCAUAUUCCUCAGUUUCCAGGAAUUUAUACACAAGCUACACCAGCUGUUCAGUCUGAGACAACUAAUCCUUUGGCGCCACCUAGUUCCAUUCCUCAAUUUUCAAGUAUUCAAGUACCUUUAUAUCCUGUACAAACCUCAAUUUAUAACCCUAAUAAUAACCAACCUUUGAGCACAAAUGUACCUAUGUACAGUUAUUCUCAGCCUCAGUACUCCCAAGAGCCAGUUUCAGAGACUUAUUCUCACAGCCAUAAUGUCAAUCUUAGCUAUCCACAGGUUAAUGCUGGUAGUGAGCCUAAUCAAAACUAUCCACCAGCUAGUGGUAUAUUUCCCCCGCAGGGGGGAAUUCAAGCUCUAACUUACCCAGCAAUUCCUACAUCUCAGAAUUUGACAUGUUCUGGCCAAACGUCACCGACGCAGUUGAUAUAUGAUCCCACAAUUGCUGCCAGAUCAGCUCAACAAUUACUUAGUGGAAAUGUCUCGUCACUUGGUAACAUUACCCAAAAUAGUUAAUUAUUAUUCAUUUCAUACUUUAUAGUUUAGUAAUAUUGUUAUACCUAGAAGGCGUAAUUUACUUUUUGGGGACAAUUAACCUCUUUUUCUAAAUUACAAUAGGAUCGAUCGAAUAUUAAUUAUGUUUUUCCAUCCUUGAAAAUGCAUCCAAGUUGGGGCAUUAGUUUUUAUUAUCUCAGCUAAAAUGUGUAAAUUGCAUAUCCAUAAAUAAUUGUUACUUUUAAAAAAUGUAUAUAUCAAAUAUUUAUCACAACUUUGUACUGUGUAAAAAUAAAAUUCAUCUUACACUACAGUAUUACAUCAUUUUUA